Molecule: messenger RNA, 7262 nt
Organism: Ostrea edulis (European flat oyster)
Lineage: Eukaryota; Metazoa; Mollusca; Bivalvia; Ostreida; Ostreidae
Product: microtubule organization protein AKNA-like
Exons: 19
Coding region: 386-6151 (1921 amino acids)
Source: RefSeq, a predicted model, not a curated record
UUUUGUCUAUGUACGUGUAGAGGACAAGCCUUAUUGAUAAGUCCUCUUUUAAAUGGAAAAAUAUAACAAACAAUUUAAUAAAGGUAUAGAAAAAACUUUGGGACCAAAUUACUCAUUAAUUGUCGACCUUGCUAAAGACCGACUCCCUGUGGUAAUGGGUUGGUUCUCCAGCGUGAGGAAUUCAGGAUGACUUUUCCGUUAAUUUUCAUGGAUAAAUUUUGUCACUGAUUGUGUUAUUUGUGUACGUCUUACACCUGAAAAGGGCCAUUAUGAAUACUGAAUGAGAUGAACAAAGAACAUCAAACAGUUAGCUGAUACCAGGAGAUUGUCACAGUGUACACCUACGAAUAUCUUCCGCAGCACACACCUGCGUGAUUUAUCCAUAAUGGCGUACCUGGGAUAUAGUGAGGAUUUUGAACUAGAUGAUGAUGGGAUUCUGAGAGACUCAAUGUCAUCUGGAGGUGGGAUUUUGAUCGAUGAUGAUGGAAUCAUAAGAGACAGUUUUGACACACAGAGUAAAUACACAGCAGGGUCAUCAGGGACACAUUGGACGGACUCGGGGCUCGAGCGAGACAAACAGAGUGCAGGAAGUAGCUCGACUCUCAGACACUCUGACCUUCACUCAUUCCCGAGCUACGAUGAUGUGUCACAUCCUCUCGGAGAAAAUGCUAACAUCAGUGAUUUAGAGGCCUCCAAAGAUGAGCUGAGUUUUGACCGAGACUCUAUGGUGGAUGGUGAUGAUUUAGACAACAGUCGACCAUUUCUCAAUCAUUCGAAGUUUGGUGAUCGGAGCUUACAGAGCAGCAAUAGGAGCAGCUUCGAUCAUUCUCUAGCGUUUGAAAACACAGACCCAAAAAGUACAUCAGAAAAGGAUUUAUUUGACCCGGAGUAUUUCAAACAGCUACAGGAGUUAGGUGUGUUAGUGGAUGGUGCAGAAUUUGAGAAUACAAAAAACUCACUAAAUGAGUUUGAGGAGUUAGAGGCGCAUGUGUCGCGGGAUAAUAUCGAAUUGAGUGAUGGUGAGGGAGAUUCGGAGGAGGACAUUGAGGAAUUCUUAAGGAGAACUCCAACACGAGAACAGUUACUAGGGGAUUAUAUGGGACAUCGUCAUGGUGAUCGAUAUCAUGAAGCAAGCAAAGACAGUCAUGAUCAUGAUGAUGUAGCGUCUAGAACUCGCCCGAGUACAGCAAACUCAGGCAGAACUAUUGGAAGCGAACCAUUCCCUGAGAUAUCCCCAGAGGAAGCAUUGCAGCUAUACCAGGAACAGUUGGGAUACAGGGACGAAUUGGAAGACAUUGUAGACAACGACGCAGAGAGCAUAGAAUUUCAGGAAUCCCAGCAGACACCCCAGGAACAAGAUGAUGAUGAAAUCUUCAUCAUAACCAGCCGUAUCUCAGAUCAUCCAAGCCCCGCUAAAAUCAAAGCUUACCAUAAUGAAAAGGAUGCACCUUCUGUGAGUCCAAGGUCACUCACCCCAAAAUCAAACCAGAGCAGUCGGCCAACAAGUCGAGCAAGUGAAGGGGUCAGCAGUCGGGGCCACACGCCAUACAGGGAAAGAGAAGUCUAUAGCCUCAACAGGUCUUUUGAUAACGAUUCUCGGAGAGAUGGUUCAGUGACCCCAGUAUCUGCUAUCAAUACUGACUCAAGGCCAUCCACAAGACAAGGGUCAAGGUCAGGGACACCGAUCCAGCGACCUGAUUCUGCAGCGAGCCAGAGAUCAGCAGCUUCUGAACGGUAUUCACCCCAUUCCAGAUCAAAAAAGAGCUCCUCUAAUCAUCUUGCCAAAUCUCGAUCCCAAGAGAGCUUUUUUGAGGAGAACAAAUCCCCAGUUGUGAGUAGAAAACAGGGAGAAAAAAUGCCAAAACGCUUACUUCCCAAACCAUCAGAAGUCAACACACCUUUAAAGGUGAAAAGUAAAAGCACCACAAACAUAUCCUCAGGAAAAUCAAAACCAAUGAAACCCAAAUAUUCUUCUAUGUCGAUGUCCCUUGUGAAUAUUGACAUUGGGGAGGGGGAUGACCAUAGUGAGGUUGUAAGUGCUUCCUCAGACAAAUCGCGGACAGAAUUGUCUUCAAAACUUCACCAGGAAUUUAACAAACGGAAACAAGCUACUGAACUUGUCCAACAACUUCAAAUGGACUAUGACAAGCUGUUGUCUAAGUAUGCACAAGCUGAGCUAACCAUUGACCAGCUCAGACUGGGAGCUAAUGUUACCCUACACACCAACUCUCCCACCCCCUUACAGGCCAGCCAGGGGCUUCUCCCCUCCCCCCAGCAACCCCAGACCAUCCAAAUGGGACAGAUUGGACGGGGAGUGAAGUCUCCCUCUCCAUUCCAGGGAUCCUUGGGUGUGGCCAGUCCCAUCACUCUUACAGAAAGUGCAGCGAUCAAUUCUUACUCCGAGCAACCAGAUGGCAGGAAAAAUUCCAUCAGGGGGCAUUCACCAAUGCUCAGCUCAGGCCACUCACAGGCAGACGGACGAGGGGACAUUUCUCUGGAUCACGGAGCAGAAAGUGUCAGGGUGGGGCUAAGCUUCCAGACAAGAAGUCUCAAUGAACAGAUGGAUUCCUUCCAAGCUCUGUUGGAAACAGGGGAGGGAAUGACACACGAAGAACAGGAAAAAGUCUUCGAUCAGAUCCGGAAUGAUCAUGAGAAAUUGAGGAAGGACUACCUACAAGUAAAGGAGGACUACAACACACGGAAAAGAACUACUGCCACGGGGGACACCAAUUUUGACGAGGACAAGGAAUUGGAAGGGGAAUUGUUUCGACUGGGGAUGAAAUUUGAUGACAUUCAUCAGAGAGUGGAAGAGAACCGCAAAGAGAAGCACUCUCAGAGACAGCCAUUUCAAACAAAUCGUCGACAAUCAGAUAGUGAUGCUUUAACAUCAGGCAUGAGUGACCAGGAGGUCAGGUCUGUUGACCACAUGAAACGGAAAAUAAAAGGUGUGAAGGCUGGAAAUGACUUGAUACAUCCAAAGCCCAACAGAAAAUUUGAGCAGAAAAUUGAGAAGCUGCAUGUAGAAUACAACGCAUUGAUGGAUCGCUACAGGCGACUAAGGCAGAUGGCUCAGACUCCGGAGAGGGACCGCGAGAUUGAUAAUCUUGUCAGGAAGUUAUAUGAAAUUUGUCAGCAAGAACCAGACCUCUUCAAAAUGCCACAGGAACUUGAAGAUAGGUGGCAGCAGCUGGAGCGGGGAGAUAAUGAUGAGGACUCGGUGUUCAGUAGCAGCAGACAUUCGCUGAAUUCUCAGGGCAGUCGACGGCCGAGCAAGGAUGACUCAGGCCAUGGGUCAUAUGCCCGGACUGAGGACAAGCAGUUCACCAGGGAUCCACAAUCAUCUGACCACACAGCAGGAAGCUCUCAGUCACUUCACACCUCUGACCUUGACCCACAUUCUGAAUCGCUGGGUCAGAGGCGUAAUUCCAGUAUAUCAGGGAGCCAGAGCAGCUUAUCCUCCCGAGGAAGGUCCCCCAGGGACUCCACAUUCGACAGAGAUUCACCCACCCCCAGGCUGCCCCGGCCCCGGCGGCAUGACCACAGGGAGCCAAGAUCUGGGAACCUGAAGAAGCGCUAUUUCAAGCUGAUGUCGGAAUCGGGCGAGAGACCAGAAGCCGGGAGUUUUAGCAGUCUGCAGGACAGUGGAAUAUCAGACCAAGAGGGGGCGCACACCAAGGAGAGGGGGGCCUCAGGAGGUGGACCACUGUCUAGUCUUCCCGGCCCGGGGACGUUCAAACAGAUGACCAAACAACGCCAUGCUGGAGAUGCUGAUAGUGGGUUCAUAGGGUCAAUGGUAGGGUCAGAGGUCAGUGGUCAGCCAUCAGCCCGACAACAGCAACAGCAGACGUUGCGGCUACGCCAGUCGGACAGUGGGAGUGAAAGACCAAGGUCUCGAUCUUCAAGAUCAUCUCGAGCUGAUGACUCAAUGUCUGUGGCGAGUUCCAGGAGUGGGCGAAAACAAGAGCGGCCCUCAUCUCACGAGUCCGUUCGGUCCGGUCGUAAAAGUAACAACCAGUCCCAGGACUACACAGAUGACAGUUACACCCUCACGGAGAGUGAGAUGAGCUUUGAUAUUCCUGAGACUCGUCCGAGGCGAUCAAGUCGAGAUGUGAGAAGUGGAAGACGAAGUGUGGAUCUCCCAAUCAAGGAGGAAGAGGAGGAGGAUUUUGAGGAAUCUGAUACGCUAUCGGACAAUGGGGAUGAGAGUAUUGAUGAGUUGAGACAAACAAUUCGUGUUGGCUCUGCUCUGCUAGCUAAUCUAAUUGAGAGACCAAAGUCAACUCAGAGUCAUGGAUCCAGGAGAAGUCAAAGAAUCCAACAGACACAAGUCAAAACUCCACAAAAGCCGACCAAAAACAAUGUGUCAUUUUCUGAAUUCUCUGAUGAAGAGCUCACUCCUCGUGCCAAUCAGAGUCUCAACAGGAGUGAGGACAUUGUGUCUUCUGAAGAGGACACGCCCCGUGAACAACAGAUCCGACCAGAGGAAAGGGUGGAGACCCAGAGGGCCACUGUCUCCCGCCAUGAGGAGAAGGUUCGUCCCCCAACACCUGGUUCCAAGAAGGAACCCCCACGACCCCCAACCCCCAAAAUAGUGACUCCAAGGUCAGACAGAUCUGGAGCCUCCAGUCGGAGGAACCAGAUACCUCCGUUAGAGAUUCUGAGGUCCCGUGAGGAGUUGCGCCGGCCGACGGUGGAGACCCGUGGAGUGGGAUCCGACAGUGAUGACACGGUGAAGGACUCAGUGGCAACAGCUGCCACUAAGGGAUCGGAGAGCAGUGAAAAAUUUAAGCUGCUACAGGAAGAGAUUGGCAGACUGAGGGAGGAAUUCCAGAAAGCUGCCUCUCAGAAUCGCCAUUCCCCACCUCAGGAACCCCCGCCCCCUCAGCCGGCUCCAGCCAGAGACGACAAUCGUGACCGAUAUUUUGACCCCACAGAGGAUCCUUAUGCAUUCAUGAUGGGACCUCGACGUAGAGCGAACUCCUUCUCGGGGGCUGGGGCUCGUGACUGGAAUGAUUGGUGGAAAUAUCCCCCCAAUCAGCAUCAGGAUGAUAUUCCCCUUGGAUACGCUGCUGCGGAUUCAUUUAAUCCGACCAGACAAGUACCAGUACCAGUGUUAUCUGAACCUCCUCGUUCACGAGAGAAGAAACGAAUUAAACGUAAAUAUAGGAACCGUGCCGCUGCAACAGAUAUGCAGGACGAAUAUGAUUCUGAUCAGUCACCCUCUCGUGUGACAGCUUCAACAGCAACCGAUGAACAAUUAUAUAGUUACUACUUACCUCGUUAUCAAACAGCAGGAAAUCAGACCUAUCAGCAACCGGUUAGAAUGCAGCGGUAUGCCUCUCAGCCCAACUUACUGCAGAACGCCACGUUUCAGGCUGCUCCACAGCCCCAACAUCCUCCACCGCAACAUCCACCCCCACCCCCACCCCAAUACCCCAGUGUGCCAACCACUUCCUAUGCUGCCCCAAUAUCAGCCGGAUAUUCCAGAUUGCGGACCUCCCCAAGGGCCAGACCCAUGCAACAUGUGUAUCGGGCACCACAUUAUUCUUUUGAUGACUUAGACUCUAGGGGACAGCAGCCAAUCGGAUACCUUGUAACAUCUCAGCCUCCACCCUCUCAGCAUGUGGCACCCCCUCAGCAUGUGGCACCCCCUCAGCAUGUGGCACCCCCUGUGCUUCUAGAACAGACUGCUGCAUGUCCUAUGUGUGGUGGAAGUGGUGUUCAUUCUCAUGGAGAAUAUGUGUAUGAAGCACCACCUAAUGAUCAGUCCGUGGCUUAUGUGAUUCAGAGUCCACCAAGGGGCAGACCCAGGAGAAGAUCUAAGUCGGCCUCCCGGGUUCGUCAUUAUUCCCCCGAUGGCAGAAACAGAUCUCGCUAUCUCGUGAGAGAGUAUUACAGUGAUGAAAGUUCCAGUGCUGGGUCCGAGGAUGACAUUGUAUACAGGAGGAGGAGUAGAAGUGUGGGGCGAAGAUCAAGGUUACGGACAAGACAAAUGCGAAAGUACAAAAAGUCUCGAGAAUAUGAGGAUGAACUAGAGAUGUCCUUAAACCUUACAGAGGAAAUUGAUGAACUAACUCAGAAAAUGAUAGGCACUGUGAAGGGCGAGCUGUCUCUCUCGCGCAGAAAAGAUUUCGGAUCGUCUUACUGGUGAAUAAGAGAAAGCAGUCAGACUGAGAAAUUUAUGAACAAUUACUAAUCAAAGUUUGAUUCAGUGAUACUCUUACAAAUAGAAUGUGCUUGAAAAGUAUGUGGAAUUUACACAAUUUUUUCCAAAUUGUGUUCAGGAAAUUUGCCAUUCAGAAUCACAUAGACAUUGUUCGAUCAGUGCUGAUAUAGAUAUAUCUUGCCAAACCUGUUUGAAGAAAUUCCAGAAUAAUAUCUGUGAAGGGAGUUCCUGUAAAUCAUUGAACUUGUAUGUUAAUGAUGGAGGGGGAGGGGUUCAAUAGCAGCAGAUCAUCCCCUAACAUUAUGUAGACUGAGGAUGUACUUAACCUGAAAUGGUGAUUACGAUUUUUACACAAUUUUUGUAUUUACUGAAAUCAAAUUUAAAUGUGAUAUUAUACAACUUCCUACAUUAUUUAUUGUAUGUCAGAGGCUUAUUUAUUUUGUACAAAAUAUUUAUCUCUCGUUUGAGAGGGGAAGAGAAAUGAAACUCAAGAGGUGUUACAAUAUUUUAGACAGUUUCUUCUUGAGAGUUACUUUUGUACUUUUUAUCUCUGUACUUAAUGUCAGUGCUUAGUAGAUUGUCCACAUUUUACAAACAGUCUUGUAUAGUUUAUAUAUAACCAAUAAUUCUAAUUGUCAUGUAUUACAGUACUCCGUCCAUUUUUAUGAAUUUCCUUUUUAUGUCUGUGAUUUCUAAUUUUACAUAUUUAUGUUUAUUUUCCCCAGAUCUGAUAUAUUUAUAUUUUUGAUAUAAAAUCAGAAUUUGCAAUUUAUUAGAAGUUUAGAAACUGCCACUUAGUAAUUACUGAACCUGUACAGAAGCCAGGCACUUUAAGCUUGGUGAGUGGCAUCAUCUGUGGUUCUGUAUAGUAGGAAGAUGGUUGUCUGGUUUAACACACUCUUCCUUCAUCCAUUGUAGCUGUGGAUUAAAUAAAUCUGUAAACUGUCUGUGAUAAUUUAUGAUGUUUGCCCUAUUUUUGUAUGUUUUUAUAUAUAUAUAUACAUGUACUGGACGAUGGAAAUUACUUGCAUUUAUUCCAUGUCAUUUUGUCAUUUCUUCAGACAAAGAUCACAAAAUAAACUGUAGAAAAUCUCAA